This is a messenger RNA of Carassius carassius (crucian carp), 1966 nucleotides long. Its product is annotated as tripartite motif-containing protein 16-like. Gene Ontology annotation, molecular function: zinc ion binding; protein binding. The transcript is spliced from 6 exons. The record is from RefSeq and is a predicted model, not a curated record. NCBI's taxonomy places the organism in Eukaryota, Metazoa, Chordata, Actinopteri, Cypriniformes, Cyprinidae. The coding region runs from base 117 to 1817 and encodes 566 amino acids.
UGCACACGUCACUCAAACACAGAAGCAGGAAACAUGAAUCACAUGAUUCUAGGGAAAGAGAAACUGAAGUGUAGUUGAGCUGUUGUGUGUUUGUGUCUCUAUAUUCAUGCAGCAAAAUGGAAGAAGACAGAAUUUCAGUAAAUAAGAAGGAGUUCUUGUGUCCAGUGUGUCUGGAUCUCCUGAAGGAUCCAGUGACUAGUUCCUGUGGACACAGUUACUGUAAGAGCUGUAUUACAGACUGCUGGGAUCAGGAGGAUCAGAAGAGAGUCUACAGCUGUCCUCAGUGCAGACAGACCUUCAGUCCAAGACCUGCUUUAGCUAGAAACACCAUGCUGUCUGAAGUGGUGGAGAAACUGAAGAAGAUUAGACUCUCUGCUGACUGUUACUCUGGAGCUGGAGAUGUGCAAUGUGACGUCUGUACUGGAAGAAAAUACAAAGCCCUCAAGUCCUGUCUGGUGUGUCUGAACUCUUACUGUCAGAAUCACCUCGAACAACAUGAGAGUUGGUUUAAAGGAAAGAAACACAAUCUGACUGAUGCUACUGGACGCCUGCAGGAGAUGAUCUGCCAGAAACAUGAGAAGAUCCUUGAGGUUUUCUGUAACACUGACCAGGAAUGUAUAUGUAUGCUGUGUACAAUUAUUGAACAUAAAAACCACGACAUUGUAUCAGCGGCAGCACAGAGGACAGAGAAACAGAAGCAGCUGAAGGAGACACAGAAGUCGUUCCAGCAGAGAAUCCAGCAGAGAGAUAAAGAUCUUCAUCAGCUGAGAGAGACUGUGGAGUCUCAUAAGCGCUCUGCACAGACAGCAGUGGAGGACAGUGAGAGGAUCUUUACUGAGCUCGUCCGCUCCAUUGAGAGAAGCCGCUCUGAGCUGAUACGACUGAUCAGAGAUCAGGAAAAGACUGCAGUGAGUCGAGCUGAAGAACGACUGGAGCGACUGGAGCAGGAGAUCAAUGAUCUGAGGAGGAGAGACGCUGAGCUGGAGCAGCUUUCACACACACAGGAUCACAUCCAGUUCCUGCAGAGUUUCCAGUCUCUCUCAGCACCUCCUGAAUCUACAGACGUAAAUGAUGAUCCCUUCAUUUCUCUCUUCUCUUUUGAUGCUCUGAGAGAAUCUGUCCAUCAGCUGAGAGACAAACUGGAGGAUUUCUGCAAAGAGGAGCUUAAGAAGAUCUUAGACAGAGACACACUCACCAACAUUGUUCUCUGGACCAGGAAGGACUUCCUACAAUGUAAGUCAGUAAGAAAACAAGCAGAAAAACUCACUGAGUGUGUUCAUGUUCUUCCUGUAGAAGAUUCCCAUCAGCUCACUCUGGAUCUGAACACAGUGAAUAAACUCCUCCGUCUGUCUGAGAGAAACAGAGUGAUUACUAACACUGGCACAGAUCAACCAUAUCCUGAUCAUCCAGACAGAUUUGAUUAUUAUCUUCAGGUGUUGUGUAGAGAGAGUGUGUGUGGACGCUGUUACUGGGAGAUUGAGUGGAGUGGAGAUAAUGUGUUUAUAUCAGUGUCAUAUAAGAGCAUCAGCAGGAAGGGAUAUGGGAAUGCGUGUUUGUUUGGAUAUAAUGAUCAGUCCUGGAGUUUGUUCUGCUCUCCUGACAGUUGCUCAUUCAGACACAAUAACAUAAAGACUGAUCUCCCUAUGAAGUCCAUCAGCAGUAGAAUAGGAGUGUUUGUGGAUCACAGAGCAGGAACUCUGUCCUUCUACAGCGUCUCUGACACAAUGAGUCUCAUCCACACAGUCCAGACCACAUUCACUCAGCCGCUCUAUCCUGGGUUUAGGGUUUGUAUUGGAUCAUCAGUGAAACUGUGUUGAUGAAUCAGAAUAGACUGACAAGAUACUACCCAUAAUGCUUUGAGCUGCAUGAUGAAUCAGUAACAGUGAGAUGUUAUAGAGUCUCUUCUUUUCUCUUCAUGACAUUAAUACUGCAGCUGAACUUCUGUCAUAAAUGUGUAAUAAAUCCU